AUACACAUUCCAUCUACGGUCACACUGCAGUUGCAGUGCAAUUUUCUGUUGUACAUUCUGCGAAAAAAGUUUCUAAAUUAACAAUUUAAGCAAGAAGGGUGCAAUAAAAAACCAAAGACACAAUGGAGGCCGUGCCACGUCUGCACAUGCUAUGGUUUGCACUCAAAUCUAGCCCAGAAGGCACAUCUUUUGCGCCUUUAAAAAAGUACAUAGCAGAGUUUUACCAUGAAGAUCCGGAGGCGUUUUCUAAGGAGGUUCACGCCUUGGAAACUCUGCGCAAUCAGGCAAUGCGCACGACCAAAGAUGGAGCUCCUAUUAUGAAGCGCUACUAUUGCCAGCUGCAUGCGCUGCAGAAUCGGUUCCCACAGCUUUCGGAGCGCAGCAUCUUUACAUUUACCUGGAAAGAUCUGUAUCACAAUGCAGUGCAUGAGGUGAGCGACAUGCGCUACGAACGCGCCGCCGUUCUCUUCAACAUUGCCGCCUCUCACACACAGUCGGGCGCCUCUGUGACGCGCGGUGAUAUUGAUGGCAUGAAAAUGGCCUGCACCCAUUUUCAGGCCGCUGCUUGGGCCUACAAUGAGUUAAGGGAACGCUACGCGAAUGUGAAUAGCGGCUCUGAUUUUAUGACCAACGAACUGUUAGUCUUUCAGCAGCAGGUAUCUCUUGCUCAGGCACAGGAAUGCAUACUGGAGAAGUCUCUAAUAGACAAUCGGAAGCCACAUAUUGUCGCCAAGGUGACGGCGCAAAUAGUCGUCUACUACGGCGCUGCUUUGGCUGCCCUGCUCACUGGCGGCGAUGAUGGCCCCAUCGCUCAAGUCAUCGAGAGCUCUGUCUACAAGCUAUGGAAGAAAUAUGUGAAAUUUAAGAUCAACUAUCUGCACUGCAUAUUGUAUUUGUAUCGCGGUCAACAGGCGGAGGAACAACGCAAAAUGGGCGAACGUUUGACGCUUUACCAGGCCGCCUGGGACAAAUUGGAGGAGGCUCGCAAAGAGUCGAAAGGCCUGCCAGAUCAAAAGGAAAUCAAUGAAUCACUCAGCUUUACCGCCGAUGUAGUCGAGGGAAAGCGAAAAAAUGCCAAAAACGAAAACGAAUUCAUCUACCACGAGGCGGUGCCAGAGUUAUCAACCAUUGCUGCUGUGCAGGGCGCAAAUCUGGUGAAUGGCAUUGGCUUCUCUGUCACAGAUGAGGAAUAUGCCGGCGCUGAUAUAUUUGCUCGAUUAGUACCAAUGAAGGCACACGAAGCCAGCUCCAUGUACAGCGAGGAGAAGGCCAAAUUGUUGCGUAAAUAUGGCGCUUUGCUGGAGGAGAAAGAUACACAGCUGGAUAGCUAUAUGAGCUCGCUUACCCUAGACAAUCUCAACAUUAACGAGGAGCAGGCAAAUAAGCUGCCGCAGGGCAUUGUCGAUCGCUGUGCAGCGUUGCAUGCCAAUAAGACAGCCAUCAGUGAUCUGAUUGAGGCCAUGUCACAGCUUGCAGAGAUAACAGCAGAUGUGGAGACCAAUCUAAGUGAGCUGACGCAUAUGCUUGAGGCGGAAGCGCAAGCGGAACGAGAAUUUCAAACAGCCAGCGGCGUGCAGCGAACGCCAAAUGCUCACAUUACGGAAUUGACUCGAGAGUUUCAGAAAUAUAGCGAAGCGCAUGCCCGAGCUGGCGAAUCGAACAACACGCUGCGCAAGGCGAUGAGCUUACAUGUGAAUAAUCUGAAGAUAUUGGCCCGGCCGCUGCAGGAGAUACAGCAGCUGAUGCCGAAGCUCAGCUCGGAACUGAAUACCACAGAGAUCUUUAAGGAUGUCAAGCUGAUCGUGAACAAGGUGAACGAAAUGAAGGCGCAACGUGCGCAGUUCCAUGCGGAUUUGCGUAUUGCCAUCAAUGAGGAUGACAUCACGACAAAGGUGAUUGCUCAUGGCGGACAGGAAGGUCUCCAGGCGCUCUUUGCCACGGAGCUAGCCAAGCACGAUCGCCUCACCCAGCUGCUCGAUCAAAAUUUGCUGGCGCAGCAAAACAUACUGCAGGCUCUCACCGAGGCCUAUGCGCGUGCGGCGCCUGUGCUGAAGACGCUGCAGGAUGUCAAACAGAAACGCGAACAUUUCUACAGUUCACUCGCAGCGUCCUAUGAUGUUUACGAAGAUCUGUUGGCCAAGUCGGCUAAGGGCCUGGAGUUCUAUAAGAAGUUGGCGGGCAAUGUACAGAAGCUAUUAACGCGCUUCAAGUCCGCACGCGAUGUCCAAUCCGAGGAGCGGCAGCAGCGCUUGCAGAGCGUCAAGGCACCCGCUCCCAGCAAGCCAGAAGUUACGCCCACUCCAUCGAGUGGAGCGCCUAAGCUGCGUGAUUAUCUAAAGGCCAAACAAAGCGGCUUGGGCACUGUCACAAGCGCACUCGAUGCUGCGCCCUAUGUGCCCAAUGUUCGUCCAGUGCCCGUGGGCUCGGAGAAUCCUACACAGGCUGCUUGCUCGGCCUAUGCCAGUGCACCGCCGCCCAAUGAGCCGCCGCCGCCCUACAGUCUGCAGCACCAGCAAUACUACGAUCCCAAUGCCGCUGGCUAUACCAAUCCCAUGUACCAGCAACAACAACAACAUAUUGCGCCGCCCGCAUACAAAGCGCAGGCCUCGCCCAACUCUCAAUCGCUGCACAGCGCCAUGGCACAGCUCAGCUUGCAGCAACAACAACAGCAGCAGCAGCAGCAGCAAUCGGAGCCAAUGACAUCCUAUGGCCAGCAAUCGCAAUUGCCCUAUGGCUACAACUAUCCAGCGUCUGCCGGCUCACCUGCUUCGCAGAAUUACAACUAUCAGCAGCCGCUCUAUGUGGCCACAUCCACGCAGCCUAGCGACACAUCGAGUUAUGCACUGCCGCAGUCACAGCCUGUGGGCUAUGCUCAGCAGCAGACACAACAGCCGGCUUAUCCAACAGCUGGGGUUGCCACGCCGCAAGCCUCAAGCUUCGCGCAGCAACAACAAAUGUCGAUGUACCCGCAACCAGCUGCGGGCUAUGCUCAGCAGGCGCAGACAAUGCCUCAACAAGCAGCCAGUUAUGCUCCCUCACAGAUGCAGUCGCAAGCAACCCAACAAGCAGCCAGUUAUACGCAGGCACAGACGCCUCAACAACAAGGCAGUUAUCCCCAGACGCAGACAGCUCAACAGGCAGCCAAUUACUCACAGUCCCUGACACCUCAGCCAGCAGUCAGUUAUCCUCAAUCUUCGACACCUCAGAUGACAGCCAGUUAUCCCCAAGCUUUAACUACCCAACAAGCUGCCAGUUAUUCACAAGCCAUUCAGCAGCCGCAAAUUGGAGCUCAUGCGGCUGCUACGCAGAUACAGCCGCAACCACAGUCGACUGCUUAUGGGCUUCAACAGACACCUCAACAGUCUGCAUCUAUGCCGUUUGCUCAGCAGCCGACUCCACCACCACAGCCUGUUUUAUAUCCCUCGCAAAUAACACCACAAUCAACAGCAGUGGUUCAGGCCACGCCUGGUCUACCUACAGUGGCUCCAGCUGCCUCACAAUAUCCAGUAGGCAGCGCAGUCUCCAGUAUUGAGUCAAACAACUAUUUAAGCUACUCCAAUCACCCUGGCUACAGCUUCAAUCCGCAGACAGGCUUAUUUGAAUACAGCAGCGGCUAUCAGCAUGAUAGCAAUAACAUUCCAAAGGCAGCGCAGGGCUUUGGCCAAUUCACGCAAAGCGGACAGCAGGUAGCUGUUGUGGGCACCACGGACUCGGAGCAAGCCAAUCGCAGCAGCUUGGCCACGGGCUUUGAUUCGCCCAUUGUUUCGCAUGCAAAGGCAGCAAAUGAAGCCCAGGCACCAAGUCAACCAGCUGAGCCGGCUAUGGGCAACUAUUAUACACCACCGUAUGGGUAUCAUUCACACACACAACAGCAGCAGCAGCAACAUCAGCCGCAGCAACAACAGCCGCAGCAGCAGCAGCCGCAGCAGCUACAGCAGGAACAGCAACAACAACAGCAACCUGCUGCAACAACUGUAACAACCUCCAACAACCAAAAGUCAUCAAUUUAUAUGCAGAGCGGUGGCAGCAGCAUAGCCAAUACACAGACGACCACUAGCAGUGGCUAUGCCUCGUCCGCAUUGCAGACGGCAACCAAACCCACAGCUGCUGAUGCUAGCAAUGUGGAUUUGCUGAGCGAUCUGGACUUGGAUAGUGCAGGUGCUGUGCCGCUGCCGCUGCUACAGCCGCAAAUUGUGACGACUCCUACUCCGCCGGCUUCAGUGGUUGAUUCAGUGCCUGCAGGCGAGUCCACUGUGGAUGUCAGUCCAACAGCCGCUGUUGCUGGCGCUACUGCUGGACUCUCGCCUGUAGCACUGCCAUUAUCAAUUGUUACAACGCUGCGUAAAAAUAGUAUUGAUAAUCUUUCCAUUAACUCAGAUUUGAGCUCAUUAGAAAAUUUCGACUGGGAUUCAGUUUCCCUAACACAUUCCGUCAGCGAAAAGCAACAGGCACCCAAUGGAUACCCUCUCAUAUCAUUCCAAAUGCGACCAUGCGAUCCAUUUGCUGAUGAUAAGACAUUGAAAUACUUUCACAAGGAAGUGGAGAGCUAUGAGAAGCUGGUUGAAAACCUGCACGUCAAGAUGCUGAAUGGCAACACUCAGCUGAGUAGCAAAUGGCUCGAGCUGCAGCAAAAGCUGGAGAAGGAUACGAGCGUGAAGCGAACGACGACUAUAGCUAAGCUGUUUCCCGAAAAGAAUCGAUCACUCGACUGUCUACCGUACGACCAUGCGCGCGUCAAGCUGGACAAGCAAACGGAUGACUAUAUCAAUGCGGCUUACAUGAAGAGCCUCAGCGCCGGCUGUCCAAACUUUAUUGUGUCCCAAACACCGCAAGCGAAUACAAUUAACGAUUUCUGGUCCAUGAUUUGGUCCGAAAAGUCACGUACUGUCCUUUGCCUGCACACAACCAAUGAGCUCUUUGAUCCCUAUUGGCCACAGCUGCUUAAUCAGGCUGCACACUAUGAUGACUACACAGUGAAUUGCACUAAGAUACAGCAGCUUAGCCACUGUACGGAAUACCAGCUGAAGCUAUCCAUGCAUGGCGCUGAUGCUGUACUCGACUUAUCCCUGCUACAGCUCAAGCAAUGGACCAAAGCUUCGCCCACUCAAUUGUUGGGCAUAGCACAGAAUGCAUUGCAGACGCAUCAGGAGCGCUGCCUAGAUGCCAAUACUCCCACAUCGCCGCUCAUUCUGAACUGUUUAACGGGCUCGGAACGCUCUGAGCUACUGGCAAUAGCAAUUUGUGCCUUGAUGGGAACACAAAACAAACGACCUAUUUUGAUAAAUGUGGUCGAUGUAUGGUCCCGCAUUUGUAUGCAGCGUCAAAAUUCGCUUCGAGAAGCUGCUAUCCUGGAGCAAUCCAUGCAAAUAGUAUUGAGUCAUGCUCACGAAGUGCUAAAUAAACGUGGCAUCAUAACCUCAUAUCAAAUGAAAAUGGCACCUCAGGUGACGGCCAAGGAGCAGCAGGAGACCAAGGAUCCAUUAAACGAAUUGGAUGCUCUAUGGAAAAUGAAAUAAACGACUGAACGCUUGCUACGCAACGUUGCUUAAAUACAACAAUUUAUACACACUUGAAUCAAAAUGAUAAAGUUUAUAAUAUUUAUACAAUGCUAUUUACUACUACUAUCAACUACCUAAACAUAUUUAUACACGCAACUCAAUGAUUGUUGCAAGCAAUUGAAGAGUAAAAUUCGUUUUGAAGCUAAGGAAACAUUGUAUUUGUCCUGCUAUUACUGUUAUAUAAAAUGUAUGUCAAACUAUGGUGAUGUUUAUUAAUGCUGACUAUAUCUAUAUCUAUAUAUAUCUAAUCGAAAACGUUUACGAAACCAUGUGUAAAGAUGCGCGCAUCUAAAGGCAAAUUGUCAUCGGGCAAAAUAAUUAAUAAACGUUAUUAAAAAUAUAAA
This is a messenger RNA of Drosophila hydei, 5902 nucleotides long. RefSeq names its product tyrosine-protein phosphatase non-receptor type 23 (gene mop). Gene Ontology annotation, cellular component: endosome. The record is from RefSeq and is a predicted model, not a curated record. Bases 123 to 5516 code for a protein of 1797 amino acids. Gene Ontology annotation, biological process: early endosome to late endosome transport; protein transport to vacuole involved in ubiquitin-dependent protein catabolic process via the multivesicular body sorting pathway; protein dephosphorylation. NCBI's taxonomy places the organism in Eukaryota, Metazoa, Arthropoda, Insecta, Diptera, Drosophilidae. Gene Ontology annotation, molecular function: protein binding; protein tyrosine phosphatase activity. The transcript has 10 exons.